AUGAAAGUUCUUUACCUCCUUGUUAGCAUCUUGGCUUUGGCAUCUUCUGUUUCCUUUGCUUAUGACCCAAACCCUCUCCAAGACUUUUGUGUUGCAAUCCAAGAUCCCAAAGAUGGUGAAAAUUGGAUUUCCCAUCAAUUUUCCCCUUUCGAUUUUCCCGGCCACACCACCGCCGUCAUCGCCGCUUCAUCCACCGACGACAGCGGCAUCCCGUCUCAAGAUCUCGCAGUUCUCCUCGAAUACAAUUUUGAAGGAAGAUAUGAUCUAGUUAGGUUCAUUAAGACAGUGCAAAAAGUGGGGCUCUAUGUUAAUCUUCGCAUUGGACCUUAUGUUUGCGCCGAGUGGAACUUUGGGGGAAUUCCUGUUUGGUUGAAGUAUGUUCCGGGUAUAAGCUUUAGAACCGAUAAUGAGCCUUUCAAGGCUGCAAUGCAAGGUUUUACUCAGAAGAUUGUUCAAAUGAUGAAGAGUGAAAACUUGUUUCAGUCUCAGGGUGGUCCAAUCAUUCUUUCUCAGAUUGAGAACGAAUACGGACCAGAGAGCAAGGCGAUGGGAGCUGCUGGUCAUGCAUACCUAAACUGGGCUGCAUAUAUGGCUGUUGGAUUGGGAACAGGAGUCCCUUGGGUGAUGUGCAAAGAAAUUGAUGCCCCAGAUCCUGUGAUUAAUUCGUGUAAUGGCUUUUACUGUGACGAUUUCUCUCCAAAUAAACCAUAUAAGCCUAGCAUGUGGACCGAGUCUUGGAGUGGCUGGUUUACCGAAUUUGGUGGCCCGAUUCACCAGCGACCAGUUCAAGAUCUGGCAUUUGCAGUUGCUCGUUUCAUUCAGAAGGGCGGAUCAUAUGUGAAUUACUACAUGUAUCAUGGAGGAACUAAUUUCGGACGUUCCGCUGGGGGUCCGUUCAUUACUACAAGCUAUGAUUACGAUGCUCCAAUCGAUGAAUAUGCACUUCCUUAUCUUGCAUACAUGAAUGAUUUAGGUUUGAUUAGGCAACCGAAAUAUAGCCAUUUGAAGGAUCUUCAUAAAGUGAUCAAGCGAUGCGAGCAUGCUUUGGUUUCUUCGGUCCCUACUGUUACAUCGUUAGGAACAUACCAGCAGGCUCAUGUAUUCUCUGCAGGAACUGCAGGAUGUGCAGCUUUUCUCGCAAACUAUCAUGUACAAUCUGCUGCUACCGUAGUUUUCAAUAAUAAGCACUAUGACUUGCCUCCAUGGUCCAUAAGCAUCCUUCCCGAUUGCAAAACUUCCGUAUUUAAUACCGCAAAAGUAAGAAUAUCUUGCAGGACCUAUUAUGGCUUGUCCUUUUCAUCAAUCAAGUCUCUAACAUCACAGCAACUAGUACGCAUUCAUCAGUUGUUUCGUCAAGCCAAAUUUGAUGAUCCCAGUGGUCAUUGUCUUAGCCCUGCUGGCGAAUACAAUCUUCGAUUAGGAAUUAUAAAAGAACUUCACCCAGACAUGGUUGCAACAUAUUCUGGCAGUGCUCAAGUUUUUGAAGGCCACCCUUUCAUUGUGGAAGCAGGAAUCAGUAUAGGUGGAAAAGAUGUCAAACAAAUAUCUCCAGGUGUUUGGUUCAUUGGUCUUUUCAAUGGCAUUGGACCUACAAGAACACAGUCGAAGAUGAUUGUCCGAGGUCCAGCAUACUCCUUUGCUGCCAAUAUAACUGUGGAAGCAUGUACAAAUUCAAUGAUGAUGGGAGAUUUCUGUAACAGUCCCGUUUAUCCAUUUUCAUGCACAACAUCUAAUGUCAAUAGUACUUUGAAAGCUACAACGGUGAACGAGACAAUGCUGGAAAAUUUGAUGACCUGCAAAAGUAGUUUGAAAACUUUUUGUGCUGAUGAAAGCGUAUCAUACAUUUUCUCCUUUGAUAUAAUAAAUGUGGCAGACGAAUUUACUAUUAUGGCAAGUGAUGUCAAAUUCAAUGUCACGCCUUCAAACAAAACAUCUGGUGCAAAUGAUAUCAGUUUAAUGUGCUUUGUUCGCCAUGGUUCAAUGCCUUCAGUUGCUUCGUUUGAUUACUCCAGUGAUUUAAGUAAAGUGCCGCUGGUUAUUCAUUCUCCAUUAAUCGGUCUGGAAUCUCAUGUGCUUCAAUGCCCACUUGGGAAGGCUGGUCCAAAUUGUACAAUGGAUAUUUACACGCUUCAGACAUUUGUACGGAGAGGUCCAACUCCCUUUGAAUCAUAUUAUUUACCGGUUAGCGUUGGAGCAUCUUAUACUUCUGCCAAUUUCCCUCUUGAACCACUUUUGAGUUACUCAUCAUACAAUGGCGAACCUGGUAACAUUUGGACUUAUUUACUUUUGGACAUUCCUCGUGGUGCAGCCGGAGGAAAUAUUCAUGUACAACUAUCCUCAGACGUGAAGAUCAAUUAUGAAGUUUACAUUAGAUUUGGUGGACUACCAUCUCUUAUUAACCGAGACUAUCAUUAUGUUAACAAGUCAAUAAAAAGCGACACAUCUAUGUUUUUCAUGCUAUAUGAUUCGAGUGAUGACAAGAUCAAUUUCUAUAUUAUGUAUGCUAGAGAAGGAACUUGGGGUUUUGGUCUUAGAUAUCUUAAUACCAGCCACGAUCCUUCAAAAGGGCCAACUGUCAUGUCUCUUUCGCUUGAACGAUGCCCGAAACGUUGUUCCUCUCACGGGGACUGUAAAUUUUCUUUUGAUGCAAGUGGCUUGACAUCAUACAGCUUCUGCUCUUGUGAUCGAAACCAUGGAGGCAUCGACUGUAGCAUUGAAAUUGUAUCACAUCAAGGGCAUAUACGACAAUCAUUUUUUCUCAUUGUAUCAAAUGCUGCGGCCAUACUUCCUGCCUAUUGGGCCCUUCGGCAGAAGGCAUUAGCAGAAUGGGUUUUGUUCACAUCUAGUGGAAUUGCUAGUGGACUAUAUCAUGCUUGUGAUGUAGGUGCUUGGUGUGCAUUAAACUUUAACGUCUUACAGUUCAUGGACUUCUGGCUCUCUUUCAUGGCUGUGAUUAGCACUUUUCUUUAUCUAGCUACCAUUGAUGAAGUAUUGAAGAGGGCAAUCCACACAGCUGUUGCUAUCCUUACUGCUCUAAUGGCUGUAACAAAUGCAACCAGGUCUUCCAAUGUUGUUCUUGUGAUGGUGAUUGGUGCUCUUGGUCUCCUUAUUGGAUGGGUUAUAGAGCUGUCAACAAAGUAUAGGUCCCUUUCAUUUUCAGUUAGAUUCUCACUUGAUUUCUCUCAGAUUUUACAGGUGAUAAAGCGAUGGAUAUGUAAUCUUAUUGGAACACUUCUAAGACGGUAUCACUGGCCUUUUGCAUUAGCUGGUUUUUCUGCACUGUCACUGGAAAUAUUAAGCCGGACACUUGAAACCAGCGAAAAUUACUGGUUUUGGCAUAGCUUUUGGCAUAUUUCAAUAUACACAUCUUCUUUCUUCUUCCUUUGUUCAAAAGCAAAUAUUCGUAGUAACAAUUGUAAGGUGUUUGAUAUCUAG
Vicia faba (fava bean) is the source of this 3435-nucleotide messenger RNA. Lineage: Eukaryota; Viridiplantae; Streptophyta; Magnoliopsida; Fabales; Fabaceae. The record is from the annotation of a GenBank genome assembly.